Molecule: messenger RNA, 5009 nt
Organism: Leptonychotes weddellii (Weddell seal)
Lineage: Eukaryota; Metazoa; Chordata; Mammalia; Carnivora; Phocidae
Source: RefSeq, a predicted model, not a curated record
CCAGCCAAGGAGGCUCCGGACCCGCGAUCCGCUGAGGCUUUCGCCUUGGGCGCCCGUCGAGCCUCCGCGUCGCUGUCCCCGCGCCCUGCCACUGUCUCCCCAAACUUUGGCCAGCACCGCCCAGGUUCAGUGCCAGGGACAAGCCAGGGAUUUUCAAGAUGAAUUAUACCGAGUCCAGCCCAUUGACAGAAUCAACUGCAAUAGAUUUUACACCUGAGUUAGAAAGUAUCAUACCUGUGCCUUCCAAUGAGACCACAUGUCAAAACUGGAGAGAGAUACAUCACCUAGUUUUUCAUGUAGCAAAUAUUUUUUUCACAAUUGGGUUGGUUAUUCCAACUACUCUUCACCUUCAUAUGAUACUCCUUAGGGGAAUGUUAACUAUAGGAUGCACCCUUUAUAUUGUCUGGGCCACUCUCUACCGAUGUGCCUUGGAUAUCAUGAUCUGGAACUCUGUGUUCCUGGGUGUCAACAUUUUGCAUCUGUCAUAUCUUUUGUACAAGAAAAGACCGCAUCCGGUCAUUGCUGCAUUUCAGGUAAAGAUUGAGAAGGAGCUCAGUGGCAUCUACCGCCGAUUGUUUGAACCACUCCGUGUGCCUCCAGAUCUGUUCAAAAGAUUAACCGGCCAGUUUUGUAUGAUCCAAACCUUAAAAAAGGGCCAGACGUAUGCUGCAGAGGAUAAAACCUCAGUUGACGACCGUCUGAGUAUCCUCCUGAAGGGGAAAAUGAAGGUUUCCUAUCGAGGACAUUUUCUGCAUAACAUUUACCCCUGUGCCUUUAUAGAUUCUCCUGAAUUUAGAUCAACUCAGAUGCACAAAGGUGAAAAAUUCCAGGUCACCAUCAUUGCAGAUGAUAACUGCAGAUUUUUAUGCUGGUCAAGAGAAAGAUUAACUUACUUUCUGGAAUCAGAACCAUUUCUAUAUGAAAUAUUCAGGUAUCUUAUAGGAAAAGACAUUACAAAUAAGCUCUACUCAUUGAAUGAUCCCACCUUAAAUGAUAAAAAGGCCAAAAAGUUGGAACACCAGCUCAGCCUGUGCACACAGAUCUCCAUGCUGGAAAUGAGGAACAGUAUCGCCAGCUCCAGUGACAGUGAUGAUGGUUUACACCAGUUUCUUCGGGGCACCUCCAGCAUAUCCUCUCUCCAUGUGCCGUCCCCACACCAGCGGGGCUCCACCAAGAUGAAACCAAUCGAAGAAGGGGUGGAAGAUGACGACGAGGUCUUUGAGCCCGUGUCUCCAAAUGCACUGAAAGUCCAUCAGUUGCCUUGAUCAGAGAGAGAGGUCAAGUGACCAAGAUGGAAAUUGUCUUGAAGAGACCCUGAAAAUACCCGCACUUCUUCAUGGCUUUUUGAUUAGUCUGCUAUAGCACUGAUAGUCUGAGGGCAGGAAAGUGAGGGUCAGAAAAUGGGAAGGUUAUUUGAGCUCUCCUUUUAUUAAUCAGCUUUUUAAGCAAUUAUUUUACUGAGCCUUCUGACUAAACCUAGUUCUAUUUUGAGAUAUAUAUUUUCGCAGUGUUUUCUAGAUAUAUCAUUGUUUUAACUUAGCACUCUGUCAAUGCAAAUGCCUUUUCACUUAUUUUUUCUGAGUUGUGGUUCAUUUUUCUCACAAAUAGUUUUUUCUCCACUGUGGCAAUGGGGUCGUCCAUUUGAUAGUCUUAGCAAACAGGGUAAGUUUGAAAUUGAGGUUGAGGUAUCAUUAAAAAAGCAGGGAGUCUCAGGCCUUGUUCAACUGAAUUUUGAAGCUAGAAGAUUAUAAAGAUGUGAUUUGGCUGGUGUUUAUUUUUUCUCCCAGGCCAAACACAUUACUCCACUAGAUCACCUCACUUAUUUGGGCAUUGUGUAGAGAGCUGGAUAAUGAGCAAAACUCAUCAUCCUUUGCUCACAUUACCCUUAUAUUAUGCUGUGUGUAAUCGGGUCUGGAAACCAAAGCUGGAAAGAUAACAGAUGGAAGCAGUUCUGAAUUUAGCUUGACCUGCAGCAAAACUCAGCUCACCUGUGAUUUGGAGCCAUCUUGUCCCCACACACCCUGGUGUGGGGAACACUUUACUUGGGGUAGGGAGUCAAGUGAUUAAACAAGUGUCACAGAAGGAAGUGAGUGAAAGAGCAUUUUCAUCCUGUGGUCUGAAGUUUCAGGCGGUUCCUCCAGAGCCAUAGGUGUCUCCUUAAAAUGUGUACCAAAUACCCAGGGCCAGGUUCGCAAAUGUAAACACAGCUUUGGGGGCAGUUUCCCAUAAGCCAUGCCAUGGGCACCCAACCUAGCUAGAUGUUGCUGUGAGGGCCUUGAUUGUAAAUCUCUCUUUCCUACUGGAAUCAUGUUUCAGGAAACCGGGGUAUUCGGCUGGUGGGAAAUGAGAAGUUUGCUGAAAUCAUCAGUCAGACUGGUCAGGGUGACUGUGGCACUCAAAUGGGUGAAGCCCAUUGAUCGACUAUGCUAUAUCAUACAUCACGCUGAUUUUAUUUUAUCCACUAGAACCAACUUGAGUCAGUCCCCUGUUAUAGUAAAUGGCUAAGAAAAGUUCCCAAUGAAAUUACUUUCAGGUAAGGUGAGCCCAAAGCAGCCUGUCUUGUCAAAAGGUGAUUUCUGUCAGAGAAGGUAGAUAAGCUACUCAAGGGUCACCUCACUUUCCUAAAUCCAUUUUAGGCUAAUUAUUUUAGUAAUUUCACUUGAGUUAAAUUUACAUGCUCGGUUACUCCUAAGAAAAUUUCCACAGACUGGGAAUCCAGCUCCUAACAUCUUUAUCAGAUGUUGCCUUAUUAACACCACAGUGAAAAGGCUGAUUUCACUUCACGAUUAGUGUGGCCUCUUCAGUUUCCUAAAUUAUAAAUUUAUUUGGGGGAAAUGAAACACAGGUGAAUGGACUUAACCUUGGAUUUAAGACUGUGAAGAUUCAUUCGGUCCCUUGCUGUGCCUGAGAUCCUACGUGCAGUAACCGUAACAUAAUGGAGCUGGUCCUGCGUCCUCUAACUGUCGGGGUAGGGUCACGUAGACCAUUUAGUUUCCACAUGCAGAAGACUAAUUUACAAAAUCACUCUAUAGAGUAAUUAGAUACGACACCCUUCCCUGAAGAGAAAGUAAUUUUAGAUUCUGCUGAGGCCACAUCUUUAAUGUUCUGUGGAUCCACAGAAGCUUGGGGUUUCUUAGCCUGACCCACCUUCUGGUGUGUCUCACUUUGCCAUGAUGAGACAGCGGGAAGGGUCCUCUCUAACGAUCCACAUGCAUGUGUUUAGAGGGUUUUCUGCAGCGCUGGGAAGAAACAUUUUUAAAGGCACGCUGCUAAAACUUGAUGAUCGGAAUUCAUUUACUGUUUUUAUUAAAACCCAUGUGUGUGCGUGCACGCACGUCAGUGUCGUUCAUAAUGAAGAUUGUCAACCCAAGCUUAUGAAUCUGAGAAGAGCCACUUAGCCUGAAUGGGAAACAUGAAACUAUUUUUAAAUACACACGUCUAAGGAAGACAAUGAGGCUGGGAGGAAAGGAGAUGCAAGCCACUGAGUAGCCCUCCCACGUAGACUUGAUAGCAAAGAAGCAGAUGAGAAAACAAAAGAGUUUUAAGUGUAAGAUCUCCUAUGGUUGGCUCUGAAUUCAUUUAUACAAGUGAACAAAUGUAUCUUUGUGUAAAGGCAUAAAUACAUGGACAAAAAAAAAAAACACGUUUGCUGCAAAGCCACCAAUACGACGCUUCCUGUGCUUUUUGGUGUUCACUUAGCUGUGUGACCAAGGUUCAGAAAAUGAUCUGCGAAAAUUAUUCUAUUUAUAACCCCACAUCUACUAGGUUUAAAUGUAACAUCGAGUCUGUUGUAUGAAUCAGGAUUGUAACAUUUGUACCAGAAUGUAUGCGUCAUUUGUAAUAUUUUGAAAGCCCUCAUAUUUAUAUUUAUAAAAUAAUAGCACAGAUACUAGAUAGAAACCCAGUGGUGUUUAUAUAUCUUAAAUUAGUAAUAAUGGGUGCUAUAUAAUUGUCAGUUACCACCCGUUGCUUUCUGGGAUCUUUUUCACUGCUCCCUAUGGUUCCGUUGCCCUUUCAUCGUCGGACACCUUUGUGCUUCGCUGCUAAUAGUCUGCACCCUGGGAGACACCACCUUCCUAUCUGGUUCUCCUUCCACAUGUCUGAAGCUUUUCUGGUUUUAUAACUUGGAACUGCCAAUUCCUGCCUCCCAGGUCCUAUCCUGGCCCCAAAGGCAGAGCCCUCUUGGAUGCUGGAAAAAAAUCUUUGGGAAAAGUUGAUGUGACCUACACAUUCUGCCCUGUCCCUGGUGCACCUGGGGAAUGACUCCAGCCUCCAGGGAAAAUCGUCCUGCCAGCGUGUGGGUGGCACCCCCCAGCAAGCGCUUGGGCGUGCAGGUCAGCCUGUGCUCACCCGCCCGGGUGCUGUGUGGUGCCCUCCUCCCUGUGGACCCCAGGGAGCAGCUCUGAGGAUUCACAUUUAUUUAUCUCUUAUAUCCAUUUCUUUGGACAUUUCUAAAGCUGCUUUGCAGAAACCUCGGACCUUGCCAUGCCUCUAUUUCCCCUCCCUUUUUUCCAACCCUGGUUUCCCAACCUCAUUUUUUAAUUAUUUCCAAUGAGAGUGAUAGAAAUUCCCACCUGUUCAAUUGCAAUUCCCGAGGACCUGAAAGGACAGACUAGUGGGUAGGGAACUCGAGGCUGCAGUGUGCAAACACUUCAGUUUUGCUCCAGGGAUGACACAUUUCCUUACGGACAGCCUUUCUUUGCUUCUCCUGGGAGCCCCGGAUACCCUGUGUGUAAUGACAUAUUGUGUCAUUUCAGAAACCUGCUUUUAGGUACUAUUUAUAGGUGAAUCUGUUAUACUUGCAACCUAGUUUUAAAGUACAUGAGGAUUUUAUGAAUGCUUUAUACAGACACAUUUACAGGAAAUUCAUUCUUUCUGUUUUUAGGUGCCAUUGACAUUGUUACCAUUUACUUCAUAAUCAAUUGAAAUUUUGUCCGAAUAGAGCCUUAUAGUUGAAAAUAUCUUCAUAUACUGUCAUUUGAUCAAAUAAAUUUCUUACUUAGAAACUA